This is a messenger RNA of Capsicum annuum, 2631 nucleotides long. RefSeq names its product oligopeptide transporter 7. The transcript is spliced from 6 exons. Gene Ontology annotation, biological process: transmembrane transport. Gene Ontology annotation, molecular function: oligopeptide transmembrane transporter activity. Bases 244 to 2457 code for a protein of 737 amino acids. NCBI's taxonomy places the organism in Eukaryota, Viridiplantae, Streptophyta, Magnoliopsida, Solanales, Solanaceae. The record is from RefSeq and is a predicted model, not a curated record.
AAUCCUAAACAUAGAAAAAAACUAAUUUACCUAUCUUUACUGAAACACUGCACUUCCCUAGGAUCAUGAAUCAUCAGCUUUUCCCCUAAAGUGUCCUAUCUAUAGCCAAAUCUUAUUUUCUUCAUAAUCAAAUUAUUAUUUAACCAAAUACGUAUUAUAUUAGGGAAAAAAACUUUAAUCUCAUCGUUCAGUCUAUAUAAAUAAUUUUUUUUUUGUAUGUUAUAGGGUUUUUCUAAGGGUUCCAUGGAAGAAACACAAGUAAAAAAAAUGAAAUUGUCCAAUGAGGGUGUUGAUAAUGAAGAGUACCCUAUUAAGGAAGUUGAAAUGACAGUGCCAAAAACUGAUGAUCCAACAAUGCCUGUACUAACAUUUAGAAUGUGGUUACUUGGGAUCACGUCUUGUGUCUUGUUGUCUUUUGUGAAUCAGUUCUUUUGGUACCGUACUGAACCGCUGACGAUUUCAUCUACGGCGGUUCAGAUUGCUGUGGUGCCCAUUGGGCACCUGAUGGCGAAAACCAUAACAAAGAGGGUGUUUUUCGAGGGCACGCGUUGGGCGUUUACGCUGAAUCCAGGGCCGUUUAAUAUUAAAGAGCAUGUGUUGAUUACGAUAUUUGCUAAUGCGGGCGCUGGAACUGUUUACGCUACGCAUAUAUUAAGUGCUGUUAAGCUUUAUUAUAAGAGGCCACUUGAUUUUUUUCCAGCAUUGCUUAUCAUGGCCACGACUCAGAUGUUAGGUUUUGGUUGGGCCGGUAUUUUCCGGAAUCAUCUGGUUGAUUCAGCAGAAAUGUGGUGGCCAGGCAGUUUGGUUCAGGUCUCCUUAUUCAGGGCUCUGCACGAAAAGGAGGCUAGAUCAAAGGGUGGUACAACGCGAAUUCAGUUCUUCCUCAUAGCCUUAGUUUGCAGCUUUGCAUACUACAUUUUCCCCGGUUACCUUUUCCAGAUGUUGACCUCAUUUUCUUGGAUCUGUUGGUUGGCUCCCAAAUCCAUCCUUGUUCAACAAUUGGGCUCUGGCAUGCAUGGCCUUGGCAUUGGCGCCAUAGGAUUUGAUUGGACAACGAUUUCAUCCUACCUCGGAAGUCCUCUGGCUAGUCCAUGGUUUGCCACUGCCAAUAUUGCAGUUGGUUUUGUACUUGUAAUGUAUUUGAUGACACCACUCACCUAUUGGUACAACGUUUACAAUGCCAAGAAUUUCCCAAUUUUCUCUUCUGAUCUCUUCACACAUAAUGGGACGAAUUACAACACUUCGGCAGUCAUUGGUGCACACUUUCAGCUUGAUUACCCUGCCUAUAAUCAAUAUGGCAAGUUGCAUUUGAGCACCUUCUUUGCCAUGACAUAUGGUCUUGGAUUUGCUGCUCUUGGCUCUAUAUUUGUGCAUGUUUCUCUCUUCCACUCAAGAGAAGUAUUGAAUGGAUUUAGAGAAGUACUGUGUGGACAGGCGAAAAAAUCAGAUGUGCACACAAGGCUAAUGAAAAAAUACAAGCAGGUUCCUAUGUGGUGGUUCCUUGUUGUUCUUGUGAUAAACAUGGCAUUAAUCAUCUUUGUCUGUGAGCAUUAUCUUGAAACAUUCCAAUUACCUUGGUGGGGUGCUUUGAUAGCUUUUUUUAUAGCCUUCAUUUUCACUCUACCCAUAGGAAUAAUAGUUGCUACGACGAACCAGCAACCAGGUCUUAAUAUCAUCACAGAGUAUGUAUGGGGGUAUGUUUUCCCUGGCCGCCCUGUGGCUAACAUGUUGUUCAAGGUGUUUGGGUACAUUAGCAUGACCCAAGCUCUUAGUUUUGUCUAUGAUUUCAAGCUUGGUCACUACAUGAAAAUUCCUCCAAGGGCAAUGUUUAUGGCUCAGAUGCUGGGCACAUUCAUAGCAAUAAUCAUAUACACAAUUACUGCUUGGUGGCUCAUGGAUACAGUGCCAAAUCUCUGUGACACCUCUUUGCUACCACACAACAGCCCGUGGAAAUGUCCGCAGGACCGUGUUUUCUACGCCGCCUCUGUUAUCUGGGGGCUCAUUGCGCCCAAAAGAAUAUUUGGACCACUUGGCGUUUACAACAAUGUCAAUUGGUUCUUUCUCGGAGGAGCCCUUGCUCCUAUACUAGCUUGGUUGGUACAGAAGAUUUUCCCUAAGCAGAAAUGGAUUUCCCACAUACACAUGCCAGUACUACUGAGUGCAACAGCGAUGAUGCCUCCAGCAACCUCGGUGAACUACACAAGUUGGCUGAUUUUAGCGUUCCUCUCAGGUUAUGUUGUCUACAGACGUUGGCCUCACUUGUGGCAGCGUUACAACUAUGUUUUAUCUGGUGGCCUGGAUGCUGGAACUGCUUUCAUUGCGGUCUUGCUGUUCCUUUCUAUACAAUCUAAUCGUAUCAGUGUCGACUGGUGGGGAAAUAAUGUAGACGGAUGUCCAUUGGCUUCUUGUCCCACAGCUAAAGGGGUUCUUGCUGAAGGAUGUCCAGCCAUAUCAUAAAUUCUUUUCACAGUAUAUCUUGGAAGUCUUUAGUUUCUAUACUAGUUCAUGAAGUCUUUUCAAUAUCUUGUGCAGUCUUUGUCCAUGAACUGGUACUUGCUAAUUUAGGAGUUUAUUAAGACUCCAAAUGUUUUUAGGCUUGUACUAUCAGUGGUAGCAUCUUUUCACAUCAAA